AUGAGCGCAACUUCCCGGAGUCUCCCACUGCGGAGACUGUCAAUGCCAGCGCCAGCGUUGUGUCGGUCCUCUCGGAGAGCAUUCUCGACGACUUUGCAACGAGAUGCUACCUGGGGUUUUAUUGGGCUGGGCAACAUGGGCUAUCCCAUGGCGAAGAACCUCCGAGCAAAGAUCCCCGCCUCCGACACGCUGAUUAUCCGUGACGUGAACAAGGAUGUCAUGCAGCGGUUCGUGGAGGAGACCAAGACGGCGGGCUCCGUAGAAAUUGCCGACAAUCCCAGAGAAGUCGCAGAGAAGGCGGUAAGUAAGGGAAUUUUUUUUAUAAUUCCCGAGUGUAGAAUGCAUGUCGUUGUUCUCUUGAGAGGUCUGCUUCGCCAGUUCGCCAGCGUAGCGCGACUUGAGGCUGGUAGUUUAGAAAGUCUGGACAGUGUCUAUCGGGAUAUUGCAUCGUCAAUGAAAAGGGCUGUCUUGACUAAGUUUUGGUUAACGAUAUCGAAUGAAGAGAAAAAAAUCUUGCCAAAUACCCUGCCCGAGCCGAAGCACGUUAAGGACGUCUUCCACAGCAUCCUGAAAGACGGAGACCUGCCGCCGCUCGAGCAGGAGCGUCUGUUCAUCGACACGUCGACCAUCGACCCGGGUUCGUCGAGGGAAAUUGCCAACGCCGUCCACUCGACCAAGCAGGGACGCUUCGUCGACGCGCCCAUGUCGGGCGGAGUCGUCGGCGCAAAGGCGGGCACGCUGUCGUUCAUGUUCGGAGCGUCGUCGCAGACCGGCUCGCUGGUCGAACGCGUCAAGAAGGUGCUGUUGCUCAUGGGCAAGAACGCCUGGCAUCUGGGCGAGCAGGGAGCCGGAGUCAGCGGGAAGCUGGCCAACAACUACCUUCUCGCCAUCAACAACAUCGCGACGGCGGAAGCCCUGAACCUGGGCAUCCGAUGGGGUCUGGACCCGAAGGUACUGGCCGAGAUGAUCAACUCAUCGACAGGACGAUGCUGGCCGAGCGAGGUCAACAACCCGGUGCCGGGCGUCGUGGAGACGGCGCCCGCCUCGCGCGGCUACGAGGGAGGAUUCGGCAUCAGCCUGAUGAAGAAGGAUCUCAAGCUGGCCAUCGCCGCGGCGCAGGAGUCAGGCACGCCAUUGGAGCUAGCCGCGACUGCUCAGAAACUAUACAUGCGACAGCUGGCAAGUAAGCAAAUGUCAGAUCUCGAUCCCAAGCCACACUGCUUGAAGGGUUAG
Molecule: messenger RNA, 1233 nt
Organism: Rasamsonia emersonii CBS 393.64
Lineage: Eukaryota; Fungi; Ascomycota; Eurotiomycetes; Eurotiales; Trichocomaceae
Exons: 6
Coding region: 1-1233 (410 amino acids)
Biological process (GO): L-valine catabolic process
Cellular component (GO): mitochondrion
Molecular function (GO): 3-hydroxyisobutyrate dehydrogenase activity; NAD binding; NADP binding
Source: RefSeq, a predicted model, not a curated record